Molecule: messenger RNA, 1969 nt
Organism: Gallus gallus (chicken)
Lineage: Eukaryota; Metazoa; Chordata; Aves; Galliformes; Phasianidae
Gene: OVALY
Product: ovalbumin-related protein Y (SERPINB14B)
Biological process (GO): negative regulation of endopeptidase activity
Molecular function (GO): serine-type endopeptidase inhibitor activity
Source: RefSeq, marked provisional
ACGUACAGCUGAGAAGCUGUACUCUUAUCAUCACAGGUGAAGCUGAUAAGACAACGAUUUCAGAAUGGAUUCCAUCAGUGUAACAAAUGCAAAAUUUUGUUUUGAUGUUUUCAACGAGAUGAAAGUCCAUCAUGUCAAUGAGAACAUCUUGUAUUGCCCUCUGAGCAUCCUUACAGCCCUGGCCAUGGUCUAUCUGGGGGCAAGAGGUAACACUGAAUCUCAGAUGAAGAAGGUUCUUCAUUUUGAUAGCAUUACAGGAGCUGGAAGCACCACUGACUCUCAGUGUGGCUCUUCUGAAUACGUCCACAAUUUGUUCAAGGAGUUACUCUCAGAAAUCACCAGGCCAAAUGCUACAUACUCACUCGAGAUUGCUGACAAACUCUAUGUUGACAAAACAUUCUCAGUUCUUCCGGAAUACUUAAGUUGUGCAAGGAAGUUCUAUACAGGAGGAGUGGAAGAAGUUAACUUCAAAACAGCUGCAGAAGAAGCAAGGCAGCUCAUAAACUCCUGGGUGGAAAAAGAGACAAAUGGACAGAUCAAAGAUUUGCUUGUAUCAAGCUCCAUUGAUUUUGGUACAACAAUGGUCUUUAUUAACACCAUUUACUUCAAAGGGAUAUGGAAAAUUGCAUUUAAUACAGAAGACACUCGGGAAAUGCCCUUCAGCAUGACAAAGGAAGAAAGCAAACCUGUGCAAAUGAUGUGUAUGAACAAUAGCUUUAAUGUGGCCACACUGCCUGCAGAGAAAAUGAAGAUCCUGGAGCUCCCAUAUGCCAGCGGAGAUCUGAGCAUGUUGGUGCUGUUGCCUGAUGAGGUUUCUGGCCUGGAGCGGAUUGAGAAGACAAUUAACUUUGACAAACUCAGAGAGUGGACUAGUACCAAUGCAAUGGCAAAGAAGAGCAUGAAAGUGUACCUGCCCCGCAUGAAGAUUGAGGAAAAAUAUAACCUCACAUCUAUAUUAAUGGCCUUGGGAAUGACAGACCUGUUCAGCCGUUCAGCCAAUCUGACUGGCAUCUCUUCAGUAGAUAACCUGAUGAUAUCUGAUGCUGUCCAUGGGGUGUUCAUGGAAGUCAAUGAAGAGGGCACUGAGGCGACAGGUUCAACAGGGGCAAUUGGAAACAUCAAGCAUUCCCUUGAGUUAGAAGAGUUUAGGGCUGACCAUCCAUUCCUCUUCUUCAUCAGAUACAACCCAACCAAUGCUAUUCUAUUCUUUGGUAGAUAUUGGUCGCCCUAAAGAGAGAAAGAGCUGGAAAUAAUGCUUACCUUCCCCUCAGAAAUCAAACCUCUUUACUGUAGUAUUGUAGCAUAAUCUCAAUGCAAUAUUUUAUCCAAGUGGAAAGCCUUCAAUAUCUAGGGAGACAUUCUUGAAGAAGCAUGUGAAAUUUCAGAUCUUUAUAUGCAGGAAUUUAUUCUCAGCUUAGAUUCAGGAUUCAUAUCCAAGGUGUACAUAUUCCCAAUGUGCUUGAAUAACUUGGGAAACAGGGCCAGUGCUUUGUUUUUUUGGGUUUUUUUUUUUUUUGUUUUUUUUUUUUGUUUUGGUUUGGUUUGGUUUUUUCUGGUUGGUUGGUUUUUUUUUGUAUGUGUGUGUGUGAGAUUCUGCCAUUGUUACUGAGAAUCUGGUUUCUCUAUAGGAGUUCUCUGAAAUAAACACAGCUUUCAGGAAAAUCCUGGUCCUUUCCAUUGAAUUAGCUGGGCAGUCAUCCUAGAACUGAUGCCUGGACAACUUGCAGAUGAAAUUUUUAACUUCAGCAGACCAUUUGUCUUCCAGUAAUCCAUUUGGACUUAUUUGUGCUGUGUAACGUUUUUUCUGAGGGAGCAUACAGAAAGUCUACCAUUUCUUCUUAAAUCAUCUCCAAACAAAACAUCUUCCUGAUUGAUAUUAUUUCCCAUUUUCAUCCCAGUGACAUGUCACUGAUUUUGUGAAUGUUAAUUAAUGGUCUUUCUAUUUAUUCUAAUAAAAGCUUCGCAAACA